AUGGCUUCUUACGAUGUGGCGGGACCCGAAGGAGGCGCCUCCAUGCGUCGCGGGCGCAGCGCACCCACCAAGAAUCAACCCAAACGCUCCGCGGCGUCCAUCCACGGGGUGCAGCCAGGAGCCAAAGGGAAAGCCAAGAAGGGCCCAGACCAGAAGCUAGAUGAGUCCGUGACCCUGACCACGCCCGAGGGGGAGGCCAUCACCGAAGUGGAGAAGGAGGCCAUCCAGAAGCGUGCGGAGGGCCGCACCAAAGUCCCGCCCGAGUUCACGGACAGCAUCAAGAAGUUCUUCUUCUCGCCCACCGGGGCGCUGAAGAUCGCGAGGCUGGGUCUUCUCAUAGGAGCACUAACUUGUUUCAUCAUCGCCGAAGCCCCGGAGUCAUUCAUAGCAAUCACCACCCUGGAAAUCUUCAUCAUUAUUUUAUUUAUUCUCAUAUAUAUGCUAACCCUACACCACUUGCUGACUUACAUACACUGGCCCUUACUUGAUCUUAUCAACAGUUUCAUUACCACCAUCUUCCUUUUAGUCGUGGCCAUCUUGACAAUACACGAAAAGGAAAGGAGACGCUUAUUCUACAUCGGAGGGACCCUGUGUUUUGUGGCGGCCAUCGUGUGUUUCGUGGAUAUGAUCCUGGUCACCAACAUGGUGAGGAGUACCAUGAAGAAAGCCCUGGGCAUCGAAGGCGAAGCUGCUGCGGCCGCCCCAGCCAAGGAAGAACCUGGCCAGCAGCAGCCCCAAGAGCCCCAGCAGGAGCCCAAAUCCCAGCCUGGGAAGCCGCCCAGCCCUGUGUCCUCGGAGCCAGCUGCCGUGGGAUCCCUGCCGGCCAAAGAGGCUGAGCCCUCGGCCUGA
Molecule: messenger RNA, 849 nt
Organism: Pipistrellus nathusii (Nathusius's pipistrelle)
Lineage: Eukaryota; Metazoa; Chordata; Mammalia; Chiroptera; Vespertilionidae
Source: the annotation of a GenBank genome assembly